This is a messenger RNA of Momordica charantia (bitter melon), 2122 nucleotides long. RefSeq names its product nitrate transporter2.5 (gene NRT2.5). Gene Ontology annotation, molecular function: nitrate transmembrane transporter activity. Lineage: Eukaryota; Viridiplantae; Streptophyta; Magnoliopsida; Cucurbitales; Cucurbitaceae. The record is from RefSeq and is a predicted model, not a curated record. Gene Ontology annotation, biological process: transmembrane transport.
AUGUCUCUAAGCCUUUGUUUUUGUUUGAGAAAGAAACCAAAUUGAGUCUAAAAAAUUGUCAGUAAACGACUGCCGACUUAGCGGAUGCGUGCAUUGUUUCCAACCCCAAAAUUUCCCUUUCAAUCUCACAAAAGCCAACCCUCAAGUUUCCUUUUAAACAGUUUCCGAAUUCCAAAUUACAUUGAUUAAAAAUUCAAAAGUCCACCUCCAUUUUCGCUGCAGAAAAUCUUUGAACAUGGAGGUCGACGGCGGCGCAGUGGAGUCUCAGCCGAGAAAAUUCUCUCUUCCGGUGGACUCUGAAAAUAAAUCCACUAAGUUCAAUAUCUUUUCCGUCGCCGCGCCCCACAUGCGAGCAUUCCAUCUCUCGUGGAUUUCUUUCUGCGCGUGCUUCAUCUCCAGUUUCGCGGCGGCGCCACUCCUCCCGGUGAUCCGCGACAACCUUAACCUCACCGACACGGACAUUGGCAACGCCGGAAUCGCCUCCGUCUCCGGCGCCGUAUUCGCCCGAAUCAUGAUGGGCUCCGCCUGCGAUUUGGUCGGACCGCGGCUUGCCUCCGCCACCCUCAUCCUCGUCACUUCCCCGGCGGUUUAUUUAACCUCAAUAGCCUCAUCCCCUGCUUCGUUCUUCCUCGCCCGGUUCUUCACCGGCUUCUCCCUCGCCACAUUCGUCUCCACCCAAUUCUGGAUGAGCUCCAUGUUCUCCGCCACCGUCGUCGGCACCGCCAACGGCGUCGCCGGCGGCUGGGGGAACAUGGGCGGCGGCGCGACGCAGCUAAUCAUGCCGUACGUCUUCGCAAUCAUCGAGCACAUGGGUGCCACCAAAUUCACCGCGUGGAGAAUCGCGUUCUUCAUCCCGGCUCUGUUCCAGACCCUCUCGGCCUUCGCGGUGCUAAUACUCGGCGAGGACACCCCCAACGGCAACUUCCGGCGCUUGCAGAAAUCCGGCGACAAGGCGAAAGACAAAUUCUCGAAGGUGAUUUACCACGGAGCGACGAAUUACAGAGGGUGGAUUUUGGCUUUAACUUACGGGUACUGCUUCGGGGUGGAGUUGACGAUUGAUAACAUAAUCGCGAACUAUUUCUAUGAUCGGUUCCAUCUGAACCUGCACACGGCGGGGAUUGUGGCGGCGAGUUUUGGGCUGGCGAAUUUGUUUUCUCGGCCGUAUGGUGGGAUUUUGUCGGACGUGAUGGCGAGGAGGUACGGGAUGAGGGGGCGGCUGUGGGCGCUGUGGGUGGUGCAGACUUUGGGGGGCGUUUUGUGCGUGAUUCUUGGGUUGGUUGGUUCUUUGGGCGUCUCGAUUGCGGUUAUGAUGGUCUUCUCUGUGUUUGUUCAAGCUGCCUGUGGCCUUACUUUUGGCGUCGUUCCUUUCGUCUCUCGCAGGUCAUUGGGGGUGAUAUCUGGGAUGACGGGAGGGGGAGGAAACGUGGGGUCUGUGUUGACUCAGCUGAUAUUCUUCAGAGGGUCUCGCUACACAAAAGAGAGAGGCAUCAGUCUGAUGGGAGUGAUGAUCAUCGCCUGCACAAUCCCUCUUCUGUUCAUCUAUUUCCCUCAGUGGGGCGGCAUGGUGUGCGGCCCCUCCUCCUCCAAGAUUGCUUCCGAGGAGGAUUACUAUUUGUCCGAGUGGAGCCCUGAGGAGAAGGCCAAAGGCCACCAUUUGCUCAGCCUUAAGUUCGCUCACAACAGUCGCACUGAGAGAGGCAAAACCCAUAACUCCACUGCUGCUGCUGAUCAUGCAAUUGCAGAUCCUCCCCAUGUCUAAAUUGCUUCUUUUUCUUUUUGGGCUUAAGGCCCACUAUCCUACCUCUGCCAUAUGGCCCAUUUCUUUGUUUCCUCCAGGGCCACCCCACCCUGCAUCGUCUCACAAUAUUUAUAUCAUUAGAAGGAAAAAAAAAAAAAAAACUAUUUCGGAUGGUAAUCUGUACUUUAUCCGAAAAUAUGUUAUCACUUAUUAGAAGAAUGGGGAGCCUUCUCCCCUGGUUAGAAGGGAAACGGAGCACUGAAAUGUGUUCGAAUUGACUAUUUCCUAAUAUCACGUGUGCUACAAUUGCUAGAAGUAAGGAAGUUCUAGGAUGGGUUCGGAAUGAGUUUGAUAAAAAUAACAUUAAUUAAGUGCUUCUCCUUA